AUGUCACAAUUAAUGCUAUGCAAUCUUGCGAAUACUUCAACUGCGGGAAAUGAUACCAACAAUAACGCUAGUAGCAGCAUGGAGGACGACGACUCAUAUCCACUGCCCACUAUUUAUCGGUGUCGUGCUCCUAUAGCGAGUCUUGAUUGUAUGGAAGAGUUCAAUGGUAGUACUGGUGGUGCAGACUCGGGGAUCCAUUGUAGUACGACGCAGCAAGGUACAAAAGAACAACUACUGACGAGUUGCAUAACGUCCCAAAGCCAACGUUCACAACAUCCAUCUCCGGGUAUUCGUUACCGCAACUUGGGUAAAAGCGGUCUUCGUGUUUCUAAUGUUGGGUUAGGUACAUGGACAACAUUUGGCGGGUUGGGUGGAUGCACCAGCGAGGAAACAGCAGAAGCUAUUGUGGCCUUGGCCUAUGACAGUGGUAUCAAUGUGUUCGACCUUAGUGAAGCGCACAGUGGUCAUAGGGCUGAAAUCCAACUUGGUCGUAUUCUCUUACGACGGGGCUGGAACCGCUCCAGCUACAUUGUCACCACUAAAAUCUACUGGAGCACCAAAAGUGAGGGACGAGGUCUAUCCAGGAAACAUAUUAUCGAAACCGUUCAGGCGUCCCUAUCGAGGCUACAAUUGUCGUAUAUCGACAUUGUGAUGAUUCACAAGGUCGAUCCAAUGUGUCCGAUGGAAGAAAUCGUUCGAGCUAUGAAUUAUGUUAUAAAUAGAGGAUGGGUGAUGUAUUGGGGUACGUCAAGAUGGUCACCGGUUGAAAUAAUGGAAGCUUACUCGAAUUGCAGACAGUUUAAUUGCGUUACGCCAAUUGUUGAACAAGCAGAGUAUCAUUUAUUUUAUAGAGAUAAACCAGAACUUUAUAUGCCGGAAUUGUACAACAAAAUUGAUGACAAUCGGCUGGGCCCCCGGGAAGCACUGGGGGCAGUGUGGAUGGAGCUGGAAGUCCUAAAAGCGAAACAGGACAAAGCAAUGAUCAAGAUAAAGAUGCGACCAAUAAGCUAUCAUUUUGUGAAAUACAAUGAAUAG
Molecule: messenger RNA, 1035 nt
Organism: Cotesia congregata
Lineage: Eukaryota; Metazoa; Arthropoda; Insecta; Hymenoptera; Braconidae
Source: the annotation of a GenBank genome assembly